UCGGACAUCAGAGGAUUAGAAAUUGUCGAACUUCUUCCCGACCUGCCGCCUCGUCUGCAUCUUCCUGAUUCUCUGCGUUUCUCGUUUUUAUAAUAAUUCACAGACUUUUGUGUAUUCAAAUACGCAAGAGAAUGUUGUCAAAAACAUUACAGUGCGCUGCUCGGCGGUCGCUGGGUGAGAAUGCCGGAAUCAGCCGACUCGUGCGGAGGAAGUUUAGCAGCUCGCGAUCUCUCUCAAGUCAAGAAUUGCCGGAGUCGCUGUUCAAGAUUACGACGCUGCCGAACGGGCUUCGCGUCGUGACUGAUGGGCCUCCGCAUCAUUUCUCGACUCUGGGGGUAUACAUUGACGCCGGUACGCGGUAUGAAGAUUCGUCGCUGAUCGGUGUCAGUCAUGUAAUAGAUCGGCUGUCUUAUCUGUCAACUGUCGGCAUGAGCGCGGAGACUAUGGAGUUGAAACUUGCCUCGCUAGGCGGAAACCACAUGUGUCUCUCGUCGCGGGAGAUAAUGCUCUACCAGGCGGCAGUAUUCAAUCAUAAUGUCGAGGAGAUGUUUGAGCUGAUGGCAGCGACUAUUCGCUGGCCGCAGAUUACCGAGGAAGAACUCAAGAACCAGAAAGAGUCAAUGAGGUAUGAGAUUGCCCAGAUCUGGGAAAAGCCCGAUAUGGUCCUGCCAGAGUGCGUGGACAUGUGUGCGUACCGGGACAACACGCUCGGCUUGCCUCCGCUGUGUCCCGAGGAAAGGCUGGAUGUGAUCAGUCGGAAUGACGUGAUGCGGUACCGCGAGAAGUUCUACACUCCGGAGAGGAUGGUGGUGGCGUUUAUUGGCGUUGACCACGACCGCGCGGUCGAGAUGGCGCACAAGCAGUUUGGCGAUAUGCAAAAGUCGCAUAUCCCGGUCGAGCGUGAGGUUUCGCGGUAUGUGGGAGGCGUGCACGAUAUGGGUGACAUGCCGGUCGAGCAUGUGCCGAACGAGCCCGAGCUCGCGCGGAUUUAUCUCGGAUUCGAAGCGUUGGCGCUCGAUGACCCUGAUAUCUACGCGAUCGCCACGCUGCAGGUCUUGCUCGGCGGCGGAGGGUCGUUUUCGGCGGGAGGACCGGGCAAGGGGAUGUACUCGCGGCUGUACACGGGCGUGUUGAAUCGGUACGCGUUUAUCGAGAAUUGCCAGUCGUUCAACCAUGUGUAUUCGGACUCUGGGGUGUUUGGAAUCUCGGUGGCAUGCCUGCCUUCGUACGCGAAGAUGGUUCCGCAGAUCAUCUGCGGGCAGCUCGGGUACCUGAUGUCUAGUUUCGCAGGCGGGCUGACGCAGACUGACGUUACGCGGGCGAAGAACCAGUUGCGGAGCACGAUGCUGAUGACGCUCGAGAGCAAGCUGGUCCAGCUCGAGGACACGGGGCGACAGGUGCUGCAGAUGGGCACGCGGGUGCCGGUGGAGGAGAUGUGCGCGAAGAUCGACGCGUUGACGGUCUCUGACAUCCGGAGGGUGGCCAAGCGGGUGCUGAGGGGCAAUGUGCGCAACAAGGGGACUGCGAGCAGGCAGCCGACUGUUGUGACGCAGGGCGAGCCGGGUGUGUUUGGGGACGUGUUGGUCGAGUGCAAAAAGUUCGGGUUGGCUCACUAGGUUUGUAUACUUAAAAGUUUAGACAGGUAUCUAGAAAUCUACCCAUGUAAAAAGAUGAUAUAAUAUCUACUCGUGUAAAAAGAU
Molecule: messenger RNA, 1700 nt
Organism: Myxozyma melibiosi
Lineage: Eukaryota; Fungi; Ascomycota; Lipomycetes; Lipomycetales; Lipomycetaceae
Product: Metalloenzyme, LuxS/M16 peptidase-like protein
Exons: 3
Coding region: 132-1616 (494 amino acids)
Cellular component (GO): mitochondrion
Molecular function (GO): metal ion binding
Source: RefSeq, a predicted model, not a curated record